This is a messenger RNA of Toxotes jaculatrix (banded archerfish), 1084 nucleotides long. It is a transcript of the gene snrpa1, whose product is annotated as small nuclear ribonucleoprotein polypeptide A'. Bases 97 to 963 code for a protein of 288 amino acids. Gene Ontology annotation, biological process: mRNA splicing, via spliceosome. The transcript has 9 exons. The record is from RefSeq and is a predicted model, not a curated record. NCBI's taxonomy places the organism in Eukaryota, Metazoa, Chordata, Actinopteri, Toxotidae. Gene Ontology annotation, molecular function: protein binding; U2 snRNA binding. Gene Ontology annotation, cellular component: U2 snRNP.
AGAAGAAGAAGAAAGCGCAGCUUUUGUUCCGGGCGGCAGCGUGUUUGGUUUAGCUGCAAAAAUCAAAAGUUGAUAUCGUCUGUUAUUGGCUUCGACAUGGUGAAAUUAUCAGCGGAGCUAAUUGAGCAGGCUGCUCAAUAUACCAACCCUGUGAGAGACAGAGAGCUGGAUUUACGAGGUUAUAAAAUUCCAGUGCUUGAAAAUCUUGGAGCUACUCUGGACCAGUUUGACACUAUUGACUUCUCUGAUAAUGAAGUCAGGAAACUGGAUGGCUUCCCUCUGCUCAAAAGACUGAAAACAUUGCUUAUGAACAACAACAGGAUUUGUCGUAUAGGUGAGAAUCUGGAGGUGUCUCUGCCAAGUCUGACAGAACUGGUUCUCACAAACAACCAUAUUCAGGAGCUGGGCGACUUGGACCCGCUGGCCUCAGUCAAGACACUGACCCUUCUCAGCCUGUUAAGGAAUCCAGUGACAAACAAGAAGCAUUACAGGCUCUACGUCAUCAACAAGAUCCCACAGAUCCGUGUGCUUGACUUCCAGAAGGUAAAACUCAAGGAACGCCAGGAGGCGGAGAAAAUGUUCAAAGGCAAACGAGGUGCUCAGCUUGCAAAGGAUAUUGCCAGGCGAACGAAAACAUUCACUCCUGGGGUGGCAGCACAGCUUGAGAAGAAGAGGACGGGGCCGUCUCAAGCGGACGUGGAGGCUGUCAAGAAUGCCAUCGCCAAUGCUUCAUCACUGGCAGAGGUGGAGAGGUUGAAAGGGAUGCUGCAGGCCGGUCAGAUCCCAGGCCGAGAUCUCAGACAAGGUCCAGCUGGGAUGGUGGAGGAAGAGGAGGAGGAAGAGGGAGACACUGAACAGAUGGAGGAACAUAUGGGUGGAGGUGCUGAAGAGGAAAUGAAUGUGGGAGAUCAAGAGGAAGAUGAUGAAGAUAUGGAUGAAGAACCACAUGUUAAUGGCUCCUGAGUACCCUGAAAUUAUUUGAGUUGUUUUUUUUUUUUUCAUGUUGUCAGUUUCUUGUGUUGAACAUACGUUUACCGGGUCUGUUUAUUUUGUAAAAUGACAAAAUUAAAACACAUUUUUAAUA